AUGCGCUUAGGGUAUCUACGAAAACGGUUAGCCGUUCUGAAGCCGCCUUUCAAGGCUGGGUUGCGGACGCAACUGACAAUACUGGUAUGCAUCAUUGCUUUGAGUUCGCUGAUAAUUCUUGCGUGUACUACAGGCGUAUACUUCACAUCCAACUACCGUACUCUGCGCGCGGACCGCCUACAUGUGGCAGCUCGGCUGAUGUCGUCCCAAGUGGACCAGUCUCUGACUCUUCUUUAUUACCAAUGCAAUAUGCUGAGCACGAAAGACACCAUCCAGAACGCGCUAUCUGACUACCGUGCGGGCAACCGUAGCGCAGAGAACUGGAUAGAGGCGGAUAAGAUUCUUGGGGGCUUCUUGGAGCGCUCGAAGACGUUUUACAUUGCCUAUCUGUAUGAUGAGAUGUAUCAGGAGGUGCUAUCCCGUUGGAACAACGACACGGAGGGCUCGCUAGCCGAGGAAUCGCUAGUGCGACUGCGACCGUUGGAGAUGGACAAGUAUGAGUACAACGAAGCGCUUGAUGUGCAGGUGGAGACGCUCCCCUACAAUAAGACGCUCAACUUGAUGUCGAUGACGCUACCGGUAGAGGCGUCAACCAUCAUCGGACGUGGGAACGUCGUGGGAUUUCUGACAAUAGUGAUGUCGGCCGAUCCGAUCACAGCUGUGAAUGACACCAGCGUACUGGGCGAGUCGAUGGUUUCCAUCCUCACGGGAAUACCGAACGAUAAAGGCAAUCUGGUUAAGUACAGGUUUGUAUUCCCCCCAGGCGAAACAGAUCGAUCUGUCACAGAAACUGAAUACCCGAUAAAGAAUGCUUCCUUUCUGCGCGAUGCGUUUCUCAACCGCAGCGAUAACUACGUGACUAGCACUAGUUCGUUCUAUCACUUUGGUGCACUAGGCCAUGAUUUUAAAAAGGUUGCUGUGGGAUAUUCCGCGUGCAAGUUCCGACAGUUGGACUGGGUUGCUGUGGUAUCGCAGGAUGAGAGUGUAUUUUUGUCUCCUGCAUUUAAGCUUACAAAGAUCAUUAUUGGUACGGUGCUUGGAGUCGCUGUUUUUAUGUGCAUCGUGACGUUUAUACUUGCAAGCUGGGCGGUGAAACCAAUCGUGCGUCUUCAAAAGGCAACUGAAUUCAUCGCUGCUGGGAGAGGCUUACGGACGUAUAAUCAUAGCGGGAGGAGUUCCAGCCAGAAUACAUCUAUUGAUCGGUCGAAUUCCAGAGGGUCCGACCACUCGCUACCUCGUGAGCUGUUCGAAAAGAAGCAUCAUGUUUCGCCCUUUGUGACUGAAAACCAUGCGGCGAAUAGUGGUUCAUGCAGUUCUAUGAGUGAUCAUGAAAGAUAUCUACAUCACAUCGCGAGGUACCAUGAUGGAGAAACAUCGACCAAUAUUCUAAGCGACCAUGAGAAAGGGAGCACUUCGGCUACCAACUGGAUUGACACACGUGUACCUGUUUACCGGCGAUUGUUUACAGAUGAGCUAUCUGAGCUGACUGAUACCUUUAAUACAAUGACGGACGAACUCGAUAGACAGUAUGUUGUGCUAGAAGAUCGUGUGCGUGCCAGAACGAAGCAACUGGAAGCAGCUAAAAUCCAAGCAGAGGCUGCUAAUGAAGCGAAGACGGUUUUUAUCGCCAAUAUAUCUCACGAACUGAGAACACCUUUGAAUGGUAUUCUAGGUAUGACAGCCAUUGCCAUGGCUGAACAAGACCAAGAAAAGAUACAAAAUAGUCUAAAACUGAUCUUCAGAUCUGGUGAGCUGCUGCUUCACAUCUUGACAGAGUUAUUGACCUUUUCCAAGAAUGUUUUAAAGCGUACGAAGCUCGAGGAACGUCACUUUUCUAUUAUAGAUAUAGCAUUGCAAGUGAAAUCUAUCUUUGGAAAACUUGCCAAGGAUCAACACGUUAAGCUGUCGAUAUACCUAAUGCCGAAUGCGAUACGGACUAUGGUUUUAUGGGGUGAUUCAAAUCGAAUUAUUCAAAUUGUGAUGAAUUUAGUUUCAAACGCAUUGAAGUUUACGCCGGUCGACGGCAAGGUUGACGUGCGUAUUAAACUUGUGGGAGAAUAUGAUUCUGCUCGAAGCGAAGCCUGUAAUUUCAGUGAGGUGUACAUAUUGCCCGGAACCGAAGUGACAAAUUCCUCCGUUAACAACAUUCCAACGGUCGUUGAGGAGGAGGAGAAAGCAUGUGAGGAAGAACCAACUGCAGAUGAUACACCAGAACGGAAGAAAAAAGAUUCAGAAACGGUUGAUGAUGCCGAUGCCAUCUCGAUAUCUUCAUCGGUAGCAACAUCUUAUGAUGAUGCAGUGCUGCAUGCUCAACUAAAGAAGAUACCCACGUUUAUUGACCUUGAGGACAGCGACAAUAACGUCACGAUGUCAAAACUAGAAAAGCCACGAUCUUGGGUUAUUGUAAUUGAAGUACAGGACACCGGUCCUGGGAUUGAACCAUCGCUACAUGAGUCUGUUUUCAAGCCUUUUGUUCAGGGAGAUCAGACUCUUUCACGGCAGUAUGGCGGUACAGGUCUAGGCCUAUCUAUAUGUAGACAGUUGGCUACCAUGAUGAAGGGGACAAUGAAGCUAGAAUCAAAGGUUGGCUCGGGAAGCAAAUUUACGUUUACAGUUCCAUUACAGCAAACUGGUACGGUCAAGUUUAAUGACGGCGAUACUUUAUUCGAGGAUGAGUUCAAUAUUUUCAGCAAGAAGAAUAGGAAGGUUAAGUUUCAGCUGAAUCGAAGCGGCAAGUCUCGUAAAGGCAAGAUGAAUAACUCGAAUGGUGCUGGAAGCAUUGCUGAAAGCGCCAUCGAGUCAUUUGGGAAAAGUGAGAGCGAAGCUAGUUUUGGAAGCGUUCGUGUUGAUCGGCCGUUUUUGCAAAGCACUGGCACAGCAACAUCCACCAGGAGCGUCCCAACGCUCAGCAGCGCGGAAAGCAGUCUCAGAAUACUUGUCGCCGAGGACAACAACGUUAACCAAGAGGUUAUCAAGCGUAUGCUCCACCUUGAGGGUGCCCAUAAUAUAGACUUGGCUUGUGACGGCGAGGAUGCCUAUCAAAAGGUGUCGGCCCUUGUGGAACAGGGAGAACACUACGAUCUGAUCUUUAUGGAUGUUCAGAUGCCGCGUAUGGAUGGUUUGUUGACUACGAAGCUGCUGCGACAAAAACUCCAUUAUGAGUACCCUAUUGUCGCAUUGACAGCGUUCGCAGACGACAGUAACAUCAAAGAGUGUCUCGAAUCGGGCAUGAACAGCUUCCUAGCGAAGCCCAUCAAGCGCCCAAUGCUGAAAAAGAUCCUGCUGGAACACACGUCACAACUCAAGACAUAG
This is a messenger RNA of Eremothecium gossypii ATCC 10895, 3312 nucleotides long. It is a transcript of the gene SLN1, whose product is annotated as histidine kinase. Gene Ontology annotation, cellular component: membrane. Lineage: Eukaryota; Fungi; Ascomycota; Saccharomycetes; Saccharomycetales; Saccharomycetaceae. Gene Ontology annotation, molecular function: phosphorelay sensor kinase activity. Gene Ontology annotation, biological process: phosphorylation; phosphorelay signal transduction system. The record is from RefSeq and is marked provisional. The coding region runs from base 1 to 3312 and encodes 1103 amino acids. The transcript has a single exon.